AUGGCGUUGGUCCAUUUUAUAAUAUAUUGCGGUAUCUCGGAAAUCCAGAGUGACAUUGAAUCUCAAGCCAAACGUAUCUCAUCAUCACAACCAAUAACGAAACCUUUCAAAGAUACAUGGAAAUUGAUGAUUCUUACUUGGCACCAUUUAUACAUCACCCUCCUUCAAAAAAAUCGCGAUUGUAAGAAUAAAGCCACCGGAAAUUAUUACGAUAUUCACAUUCUUCACAUACUGUUGGCGAUACUUUUCUUUCCCAUAUACAUAAUAUGUGCAAUGCCUCUGGGAAUAAUGAUAUGUGUGAUAUUCUACAUACCAUUUGUGUCUAAUACAAUCCUUGUAUUUUGGAACAAGUAUUCAAGUUUAAAUAGACGGAUGAAGAUGCUAAUGUUUAUUCCGGUGGUUCUGGCUACAAUAAUUUCACCGAUAAUUGUCACUAUAGAGGAGACGGUGGUGAUGACUGGAGUGUGGUAUCUUUCGGUCCUAGCGAUGUGGGUGGUGGCAAAUGAAGGUUUUGUACGUGGAUUUGACGUGUUAUGGUGGGUGAUUGUUAAUCUUUGGUUGCAUGCAGUAGAGAUAGCGGGUUUUAGUUGCAUCCAUCUUAUAAUACAUGUCUAG
This is a messenger RNA of Acaulospora morrowiae, 615 nucleotides long. The record is from the annotation of a GenBank genome assembly. Lineage: Eukaryota; Fungi; Glomeromycota; Glomeromycetes; Diversisporales; Acaulosporaceae.